Messenger RNA from Vanessa tameamea, 4315 nucleotides. RefSeq names its product V-type proton ATPase 116 kDa subunit a 1-like. The record is from RefSeq and is a predicted model, not a curated record. Gene Ontology annotation, molecular function: ATPase binding; proton-transporting ATPase activity, rotational mechanism. Gene Ontology annotation, cellular component: plasma membrane; vacuolar proton-transporting V-type ATPase, V0 domain; vacuolar proton-transporting V-type ATPase complex. The transcript has 14 exons. The coding region runs from base 79 to 2625 and encodes 848 amino acids. Gene Ontology annotation, biological process: proton transmembrane transport; vacuolar acidification. Lineage: Eukaryota; Metazoa; Arthropoda; Insecta; Lepidoptera; Nymphalidae.
AAUUAAACCAUUCUUUAAUAUUAACAUAAUUGCAAUAAUUUAAUAUUUUGCAACGGUAUUGCCUCUUAGUGUAUCAAGAUGAACGGGGAACAGAGCAGUAACGGGAAGGAAAUUAUGUUAGAAACGUAUGCUCCACAAUUAGAAAUACUUGAUCCACAUCCCGCGGGCACCAUGUUCCGAAGCGAGGAGAUGGUGCUCUGCCAGCUGUUCGUGCAGCCAGAAGCGGCAUACGUAUCAAUGUAUGAGCUGGGCGAGGCGGGCAUCGCGCAGUUCAGAGACCUGAAUCCACACGUGAACGACUUCCAACGUCGAUAUGUAACGGAAGUCCGACGUUGCAACGAAAUGGAACGCAAGCUGCGCUGGGUGAGCGGGGAACUGCCUGAACCACCACCUCCGCCCAAGCCGUCGCCUCGAGUAUUAACACCGAGGGAGAUCAAUAUAUUAGAGGAAAGGAUCGACUACAUCGAAUCAGAAAUCCAAGAGAUAACAAAAAACGCCCAAAACUUAAAAACGGAUUACCUCGCGCUCAUCGAACUAAAAUUGCUGAUAGAAAAGACACAGACUUUUUUUCAAGAUCACAGCGCUCAUAGGAAGAUCUCCGCGUCAGUACAAAUUUACAAUAAUGACGGUGCUUUAGGGCAUUUGGGUUUCAUAGCGGGUGUUGUGGCUACAGCGAGGGUACCGUCCUUUGAAAGAAUGCUGUGGAGGAUAUCGCACGGAAAUAUUUUCUUUAAGCAGGCCCAAAUCGAUGAACCCUUAAAAGAUCCGGUUACGAGUCACGAACUACAGAAGACAGUAUUCGUCGUAUUCUUCCACGGUGAACAAAUAAAGCUAAGAGUCAAGAAGGUUUGCAAUGGCUUCCAAGCGACCCUGUAUCCUUGCCCGGCGACGUACAAGGAACAACAAGAUAUGCUGGCUGGGAUAGAGUCGAGGAUUAAGGACUUAGAAAUGGUGUUGGAACAAACGGAACAACACCGUAGACUGGUGUUGGCGAACAUAGCGAGAGACAUCAGCACGUGGAUGGUCGUGGUGAGGAAAGAGAAGGCCAUAUACCACACGCUGAACAUGUUCAGUAUGGACAUCGUCAAGAAGUGCCUCAUAGCGGAGUGCUGGGUCCCGAGGUGUGACUUACACAUCUUGCAAAAGGCUUUAGACAACGGUGUCAAAGCAAGCGGUAGUCCCAUCCCGUCUAUUCUACACCACGUCCCCACGUUAGAGAUACCGCCGACGUACAACCGAACUAACAAGUUCACUCGGGGCUUUCAGACUCUCAUUGAUUCCUAUGGAAUCGCCAGCUAUAGAGAAGUUAACCCAGCUUUGUACACGAUAAUAACAUUCCCGUUUCUGUUCGCCGUGAUGUUCGGCGAUAUGGGUCACGGUCUCAUUAUGACCGCUUUCGCCGCCAUACUCGUUAUAUUCGAAAAGAAAUUCGCAAAGAAUAAAACGGACAACGAAAUAUGGAACAUAUUCUUCGGCGGACGAUACAUUAUACUUCUAAUGGGAAUAUUCUCUGUCUACACGGGCUUGAUAUACAACGAUAUAUUCUCGAAAUCGUUAAACAUAUUCGGUAGUAGUUGGCAAAAUGUGUACGAUGAAGGCACUCUGAGAAAUUAUAGUACUUUUGAAUUGGAUCCAAAAGACGCUUACACGAAGACUCCCUAUCCCCUUGGAAUCGAUCCUGCUUGGCAAUUUGCCGCCAACAACAUAAUAUUUCUGAAUUCGUUCAAAAUGAAACUAUCGAUAAUAUUCGGCGUACUACAUAUGGCAUUCGGGGUAACAUUGAGUGUGGUAAACUUCAACUUCUUCAAAAAGGCAGAGCUAAUAUUCCUACAGUACAUACCACAGAUAUUAUUUCUUCUUCUCCUGUUUUGGUAUUUGUGUAUUUUGAUGUUCAUGAAAUGGAUCAUGUAUUCUGCAGAUGCGACGGAUAAUGCCCUAGGGACAUCUUGCGCACCAUCUGUAUUGAUAAUAUUCAUUAACAUGAUGCUGCUAAAGGAGUCAACGGCUAAGGGAUCUUGUAAACCCUUCAUGUACGACGGUCAGGAAAUAAUUCAGAACAUCUUCCUAGCUAUUGCGUUCUUGUGCAUCCCCAUCAUGCUGUUCGGAAAACCAGUGUAUCAGAUAAUGGCGGCGAAGAAGCAAAAGCGCGGCGGCGUGGAGGGCGGCGCGGGCGGCGCGGGCGCGGGGGGCGCGGGCGGCGCGGCGGGCGAGGCGCUGGGCGAGGCGCUCAUCACGCAGGCCAUCCACACCAUCGAGUACGUGCUGGGCGCCGUGUCGCACACGGCCUCCUACCUGCGCCUGUGGGCGCUGUCGCUGGCGCACGCGCAACUAUCGGCAGUUUUGUGGCAGAGGCUGCUCAAAAUAGGCCUCGGCGGAGGGUCUCCGGUAAACGCAAUCUUGCUGUACAUACUAUUCGCCGCAUGGGCUUUCUUCACACUUGCGAUCUUGGUGCUUAUGGAAGGAUUGUCGGCAUUUCUACACACGCUGCGAUUGCAUUGGGUUGAAUUUAUGAGUAAAUUCUACGAAGGGCAAGGUUAUGCCUUCCUACCAUUUUCAUUCUCCGUGAUCCUGGAAGCAGACGAGGUUGAUAUCAAGGAGAAGCCCAACGGUGGACCACCCGAGUGACAUUUCCCGAAACGGAAAUUUCAACUUUACGACUACGAAAACUGUUUGGAAGUGAGACGAAUUUGGCAUACAGAAGCGAUCUCUUGAUAAAACAUAUUGAUAAAUGAAACUGCCUUACAAAAUUAUAUAUGUAUUUUUCUAAUUGGUAGAUUUACUAUCAAAGCAUAUUUAAAAUGCAUGUGCCUUUUAUAUUAUUUAAAGGUUUAACUAAUAUUAUAGAUGAAUGAAAAAUCAAAUGACACCAUUGAGCGAAUUAAUUUACUUAGUGUAUGAAUUGAUUGCUGUGGACAUUUGUUAUAUUUUCUUAAUAUGUUUAAACGAUUAAGUUUUAAAUAGUUGGUAGUUGUAGGACUAUCAUAGAUGUGUUGCCAUCGCGUAUUUUAAUGUUAAGUAAAGAAUUGCCCGUUUUAAAUAUUAUAAAUGCGUUAUUACAAGUUUUGUUAAAAGUUAUUUAGUUUCUUACAAAUUUUAUAUACACAUUUUUAGAUAGAUAUAAUGAGGUUUAUUUUUUAAAUAUUUUUUGUCAGUUUCGGCUGACUCAAAAUGUUAUUACCUUGUUGUUUUCAUUUGAAUGAUCUGUAAGAUCGAAUUUUAAUAUCAAAUUAAAUAAAUAAAUUCCCUAUUUUGUGCAAUCAUUAUUUUUAAGCUAUGGUACAAGUUGUUUUGAUUUUUUUUUAAUUUAAAAAGAUCAAGGUUAAGGUCUUACGAUUAAUUUUGAAAAUAAUAUAAUAUCAUUUUAAAAACAAUUCGUUAUAUUUCCGAUCUAAGCCUAAUUGUAAGUUGUUGUAUUAACAUAGUUUACAUUUAUCAAUCGCUUGAAGCCAAAGUUUUAUUGUACGUUCUUAUUGAUUGCAUGUUUUUAAUUGUUUAUUUUAAAAAUAGACUUUCUCGUGCCUUUUAGGAUUUAGUGAAAUUUUGAACUAUUUUUAUAAUUAUAAGUACUAAUUAAUAUUGUAAAGACACUUUAAUAAACUAUAGUCUUUUUUAAGUUCAUCUUUGAAUAUAUUUAAUAUUGUAUGUGUUAUUAUUGUUCAAUUUAAUAUAUUUUUUUUUUACAUUUAAUUUUUCAAUAUUUUACGUUGUAUAAUUGAUAUGUUUAAUUUUUUACACAUAAAAGUUCUUUGAACCAAUAAACAUAUAAAAAUCAAAUUCAAUUUUACAAAUUUGAAAUUAUUGUUCAAAGAGCGGUUCUCACUAGCUCGUUAUAAUCGAUUACCGUUGACAGCUGUCAAAAUUAUAUUUUCUUUCGAAUUUUGCAAUAUUAAUGUUCAUAUUCUACUUAUUAAAAUAGGAUAUACUUGAGAAAUAAAAUAGGAGACAAUUUGCACUCUUUAAUUUAGUAGUAUUAGAUUCUAAAACUUUAUUAAAUUAUAUUGUGUCAACGCUAACUAGUGAGAAUCCUUAGUCCGUAACCGAUGACAUACACGAUGCCUUACUAUGAUAAAUUUACUAGACAAUACUUUGUUAUAUAUAACCUCAAAAAAGGUUAUAUUUGUAAAGCAAUAACGUAUCUGGACCAAAUGUCAUGGCCUUGAAUUUUACAUAUCGCUUUAUUCAAACAAUAAUAUCAGCAAAAGUUUUAUUAAUCACAAUUUUACAGCACAUUACACUAUCAAUUAAUUUACAUUACAGACAGAAAUUGUUAAAAAACCACAACACCAUUCCUUAAUAAAGCUAUUUUAAUCGAAAA